This is a messenger RNA of Cryptotermes secundus, 698 nucleotides long. Its product is annotated as migration and invasion enhancer 1. The transcript is spliced from 4 exons. The record is from RefSeq and is a predicted model, not a curated record. Gene Ontology annotation, biological process: positive regulation of filopodium assembly; negative regulation of apoptotic process. The coding region runs from base 89 to 379 and encodes 96 amino acids. NCBI's taxonomy places the organism in Eukaryota, Metazoa, Arthropoda, Insecta, Blattodea, Kalotermitidae.
UAGAAACCAAAGAAACCAUAGAGGUGAUCAUCUGACUGUCAUUUCAGAUUUGUUGUAGAAUUCUAGUCAAACUUAUGAGCUGCUAGUAAUGGACGUGAAAGUAGAAGUCGAAUACUGUGGCUCUUGUGGCUAUAGUUCUCGUUUUGAGGAACUAGCAAGCCAAAUACGUGCUAGUGUACCUACAUCCGAUGUACUGGGCAAAGAGGGUCGUAGAGGAUCAUUUGAGGUGACAGUUAAUGGGACUUUGGUGUACUCCAAGCUGUCUACAAUGGCAUUUCCAGAUUUCAAAAAUGUUGCUGAUAUUGUCAGUGAUGCAGCUAAUGGGAAGGAGGUGAUACCUGUAUCCAAGCAACAGCCAAUUGACUGCAUUAUUUUGUAGCAGAGCGCUUGUAAUGGUCUGUCAACUGUCGUUAAUUUUCCCUGUGACUUUGUACACUAAUUAAGCAGAUCUGAUCUGUAAUUAAGGAUUAUAUUUGGAAAGUUAAUGCCUGUAGUCUUUAUUAUAUAUUAAGUUGUCAUGUCAGUGGACUGUUGGACCACGUAGAUGUCAGCAAGUUAUAGAACAGUAUGUUGUUAUUUUAUCACUUACAUUUAUUAUGUUUUUUUUUUGUUAUAAUGUAAAUAUAUAGACAUAGAACAUAAUAUUGCUGGAGAAGUUUAGUUCUGUUAAAAAAAAUACAAAAAGUGAUAUAGAACAA